Messenger RNA from Blepharisma stoltei, 4060 nucleotides. The record is from the annotation of a GenBank genome assembly. NCBI's taxonomy places the organism in Eukaryota, Ciliophora, Heterotrichea, Heterotrichida, Blepharismidae.
AUGGGAUCGAAUAAGGGAAUUAUUUUUAAUUAUGCAAUAGGAAGAUAUUAUUGGGGAAUUGAAGAAAUUGAUUGCUUGAAUUUGAAUUUGUUGGGAAUUGAUCGCCAAAUUGAGUUUUGGCAACAAUUGCUGACAGAAAUUAGUUCGCUUGAUCAAACUUUUGAUAGAAAUAAAAAUAUUUAUAGCUCUUGUGAAGGAGGCUUGCAUUCUGAUAAUAAUUCUCGUGAAAAUCAAACUCAGGAUAAGAAGAAUGCAUUUUUUAUUUUAGAACCUCAAUCUAAGCUCUUAUCAAAGCGUUUCAGCUUAAAAGAUCAAACAAAAAUGACUAAUUUAAACUAAGAUUAUAAGAGAAGCUCCCUGUAGGCCUACAAAGCCCAUAUAAACUCUGUAACGCUCAACUGCUUGCCUACAACUAUCACUAUGCUGCUCCCAACGGAUGAAGGCUUGAACUCGCUAUCCGUGAGUCAGGGGCAAUGGGUUGCCAUGCCGUUAUUGACGAGUUCAGCCUGCUGAAAAUUAGAAAAUCGAAUUAUCUGGUCCUCUGUGGACCAAGAUAGAAACUCAAAGCUCAAGACGCAAUGUCCAAUAUCGCGCUGGGAAAUGCUCCUGAUUGACGAAAGGGAACCUCAUUAUGUCCAUUUUCAACUUUGAGCUCCAUCUCCGCACAGACUAAAACCUUGGCUGGGUGUAAGCAUAUGGUUGGCUAGAUAUGACAUUGCGCUCCACCAAACAAUAAAAACCUGUCCAGAUGCUCAUUUCCAAAUGUUGUACUCCUUUCCAAAAGGUCCUAUUCACCCUGGCUACAUUAUUAUUUACUCCCCUGGGAGUAAGAGGUUGCACCACGCCAUUUUAAUGUAUGAUGAAAAAAUUACUACCUAUAAAAUAUUCUGAAAAAAUUGCUCAAUAAAUUUAGAUAAACUACUAUCAGGAAAAAUUUUAUUAGAAAUAUCGUUUUUAUCUGAUACAAAUUCUCUGAAAAUAUCAUUUUUCAAUAAAAUAAAAUUUUCCAAAAAUAUUCAAACUUUUUCAUCAAUAAAAGGCUCUCUAUCAGACGAAUUAAAAGAAAAACUUUACAAAUUUAUAAUUUAUUCCAAAGACUCAGAAGAAAUUUCAAUAGCAGCCAGCAAUGCGAUUUCACUGUUAAAUUUAGCUGAAUUUUCAUUUACCAAUAAAAAUUUAAAAAAUAUAAAAAUACCAGACGCCGAUUUAUCAUGCGGAAACUGAAUUAAUACAAAUUUCAAAGGCAGCGACCUUACCAAUGUAAAUUUUUCUUACUCAAAUAUUUAUUGCUCAAAUUUAAAAAAUUGCAAAUUAAGCUCUGCUAGUUUUGGCGAAAUUACAAUAAAAGGCCAUAAAAAUUGGGUGACCUCGAUAUGCUAUUCUCCUUGUGGGCAGUAUUUGGCAUCUGCAAGCGCUGAUACUACUAUAAAGCUCUGGUGCCUUAAAACUUUACAAGAACUCAAAAUAUUUAGAGGCCACCAGCAAACUAUUAAAUGUGUAGCUUAUUCGCCAAAUGGAGAUAUUCUUGCAUCUGCAGGAGCGGACCGAACAGUAAGAUUAUGGGACAUUGAAACUUGUAACGAGCUUUUAUUAUUGACAAAUCCCUAUAUAAUAAUUGGUGCAGUCGCUUUUUCACCAUGUGGAAACUAUUUAGCAUAUGGGCAUGAGAGGAGAGAUAUAAAAAUAUUAAAUAUUAGCAUUAAGAAGACUAAAACUAUAAAAAUUUGCAAUGAAGAUGUGAUUAAGAAACUUUUAUUUACCAAUUGUGGUAGAUAUCUGAUUGCUGGGAAUGAAAAUAGCUGAGUCUGCACUUGGGAAUUAGAAAAUCUUACAAAAAUCAAAAAAUUUUCAAAUUUAUAUGGAGUUCGAUCAUUAUCCUAUAUAACACAUAAAAAGUUUAUUGCGACUUGUGGAGAUAAAGGUGUCAAAAUUUGGAAUCUUUUGGAAGAAUCCGAAGCAACAUCAUUUGGAGAUUAUCCAAAUAUAGUAAACGCAGUAGCUCUUUCAUGCGAAAAUAAAAUGGCUUGUUGCAGCUUAAGUGGGAUAUAUGUUUAUGAUCUUGAUUCAAAACUCAAAACUCAUUUAUACUGUUUUAAUAAAUUAUUAUAUUAAAUUUAAACAUUUUUAAUAAUAAAUUAGGCAAUAAAUAUUUAAGGCCUAUUGACAAAGCAAUCAAAAAAGAAUAUUACAAAAUCAUAGUGAAAUAGUUAGCAGCAUAGCGUUUUCUCCAUGUGGGAAAUUUCUUGCUUCUGGAAGCUGGGACAAAACAAUAAAAAUCUGAAGUUUGCAUUCGUUUCAGCCAAGAGAUAAAGAAAUCAUAAGCUCUAUUAAUGCAGUAGCUUGAUCACUAUGUGGGAAUUUUUUUAUUACCUGUGACAGCAGCGGGGCAAUUUUUGUAUGAUGUGCAAAAACAUUUAAAAUUAUAAAGAAAUUAAAAAGCCAUACCUGUUCUGUGAAUAAUAUUGCCAUAUCUCGUUGCAAUAACUAUUUAGUUUCAGGAGGGCUCGAUAGCGCUGUGAAGCUAUGAGACUUAAAAUCUGGCCAGCUUAUAAAAUCGCAUCAAGAAAGAUUAGGUGUUAUUUUUGCCGCAUUUUCUCCUAGUGGAAAGCAUGUGAUUUCUUGUUUAACGAGGGAUUGAUCAUUUGUUUAUCAUAAAGAUUUUUUCUCAGACUCCAAAAUUCAGUUCUCCUCACUCCCCCCACCCCUUUAAAUUGGAACUAAAAAUUUUGUUCCAAUUUAAAGGGGGGUUAAGAAAAUUUUUUUAAAAACAAUCAUUAUAAAAAUUUUUAUAUAAAAUUUAAAAAAACAAAAAAUUUCAAAAAUUUAUCGAAUCAGAAUAAUAAAUUUGUUUAAUAAAACGCUAUUUACUCUUUAUCCUUUAAAACAAAGCAAGAUAUAACUAAAAUUUUAUUAUUAAUUAAUACGCCACUAUUAAUUGGUAUCAAAACUAUUUACACAAAAAUUAUUAUUUUUAUUGAUAAAAAAAAAUUAAAAAAAAAAUUUUGGAAAAUUUAUUAAUCAAAGUGCUAAUUUUGUUUAAAUAAGAUAUUAUUUAUACUCUAUUCUUUAAAAUAAAGCAAGAGAUAAGUAAAUUUUGAAUUUUUGCAAAGAAUUCGUAUUGAAUUUAUAUCAAAGCUAUUUAAAUAAAAAAUAUCAUUUUUAUAAAAAAAAAAUUAAAUUUUUUUAAAAAUUUACAAUUAAGGAUAAUAAAUUUAUUUAAAUAAGAUGUUCUUUAUACUCUAUUCUUUUAAAACAAGGCAGGAUAUAACUAAAUUUUUAAUUUUAGUUAAGAAGAAACAUUUAAAUUAUAUCAAAACUUUUUACAUAAAAAUUAUGAUUUAUAUAUAUAAAAUUUUGUAUUAUAAAAUUAAAUUUUGUUCCAAUUUAAAGGGGGGUUAAUUUACCAAAAAAGUGGAAAUUUUACCUAUAUUUUGUUCCAAUUUAAAGGGGGGGAGGGGAGUCAGAAAACUCCACUGAAGCUAUUAUUUCAAUUUCUACUUCAAGCACAAGAAAAUAUUUAGCUAUAGCUUUAAAUGCAGAUUAUAUUGCUAUAUUGUCAUCAAAAACUCUAAAAAGGGUAAAAAAACUAUAUACAUCCAAGGCCUCUAUUUUAGUGACCGCAUUUUCACCUUGUGACAAAUUUUUAGCUUCUGGCGGAAACGAAAAAAUUAUUGAAAUUUAUUCUCUAGAGACUGGAAAAGCAAUAAAGCAUUUCCAAGGGCAUACAGGAAAUAUUUCAGCUCUUGCGUUUUCGCCAUGCGGAAAGUAUUUUGUGUCUGGGAGUUGAGAUCAAAGCAUUAUUGUAUGGGAUAUAGAAAGUCAAACAAUUUUAAAUCAGCUUGUUGGGCAUAAAGAUGCAGUAAGUUCUAUAUGCUAUUCGCCGUGUGGAAGAUUUAUAUUGUCAGCAAGUCGAGAUCAGACGAUUAAAAUAUGGAAUGAUGACAAUAGUCAAGAGGAAAAAAGUAAAGAAAAUGAAGGAAUUUCUGAAAAAAAUAAACAUAAGCUGCUAUGGUCAUCUUGGGGUGUAAGUACGUCAAUUUUUAACUCUAAGAUUGACUAG